AUGCUCACUGCAGCUCCCCACACCUCCUAUAACACACACUACCUGAGCAGCACGCUCACUGCAGCUCCCCACACCUCCUAUAACACACACUACCUGAGCAGCACGCUCACUGCAGCUCCGCACACCUCCUAUAACACACACUACCUGAGCAGCACGCUCACUGCAGCUCCCCAUACCCCCUAUAACCCACACUACCUGAGCAACACACUCGCUGCAGCUCCCCACACCUCCUUUAACACACACUACCUGAGCAACACGUUCACUGCAGCUCCCCACACCUCCUAUAACACACACUACCUGAGCAAAAUGCUCACUGCAGCUCCCUACACCUCCUAUAGCUCACACUGCCUGAGCAGCACGCUCACUGCAGCUCCCCACAUCUCCUAUAACAUACACUACCUGAGCAGCACACUUAUUGCAGCUCCCCACACCUCCUAUAACCCACACUACCGAGCACCACUCUCACUCCACCCCCCCCACACUUCCUAUAACACACACUACCUGAGCAGCACACUCACUGCAGCUCCCCAUACCUCCUAUAACCCACACUACCCGAGCACCACUCUCACUGAAUCCCCCCACACUUCCUAUAACACACACUACCUGAGCAGCACACUCACUGCAGCUCCCCACACCUCCUAUAACCCACACUACCUGAGCAGCACACUCACUGCAGCUCCCCACACCUCCUAUAACACACACUACCUGAGCAGCACACUUAUUGCAGCUCCCCACACCUCCUAUAAAACACACUACCUGAGCAGCACACUUAUUGCAGCUCCCCACACCUCCUAUAACCCACACUACCUGAGCAGCACACUUAUUGCAGCUCCCCACACCUCCUAUAACACACACUACCUGAGCAGCACGCUCACUGCAGCUCCCCACACCUCCUAUAACACACACUACCUGAGCAGCACGCUCACUGCAGCUCUCACACCUCCUAUAACACACACUACCUGA
Messenger RNA from Pelobates cultripes (western spadefoot toad), 963 nucleotides. The record is from the annotation of a GenBank genome assembly. NCBI's taxonomy places the organism in Eukaryota, Metazoa, Chordata, Amphibia, Anura, Pelobatidae.